AAACCAUCGAAGAACCAAAGCCCAUCGGCUGCCAUGACCAUCAUGACACCGUCAGCAGCGCUCCUUUGAAAGGCAAAAAUGACGGAAGCAGAAGCAGUGGUGGUCGGGGUGCGCGUUCGGCCGUUCCAAGAGCGAGAGAUUCAGAACAACUCCAUGCUAUGUAUCAGCAUGAGUCAAAAGUCCACAUCCAUUUUUGACAGCGCGGGGAAAGACACGAUGUUUACCUUCGACGAAUCCUUCUGGAGUCAUGACGGAUAUGAAGAUGAUGGCACUGGAUAUCUCAGGCCCAAGCGCGGAAGCAACUACGUGGACCAGAAGUAUGUGUUCAACACCUUUGGCAAACGGGUCUUGGACAACGCCUGGAACGGCUAUCACUGCUGCCUCUUCGCUUAUGGUCAAACAGGUUCUGGCAAGAGCUACUCGAUGGUUGGCUACGGCAACAACAAGGGCAUCGUUCCCAUCUCCUGUGAAGAGAUCUUCCGGAGGAUUGCCAACGACGAUAGUGGGAACAGUUAUGAGGUGCUGGUGUCUGCCAUUGAGAUCUACAAUGAAGCCGUACAGGACCUGCUGAUUCCAGUGGAGCAGCGCCCCCGGAAGGGCUUCGAGAUCCGCGAGUCCAAGAUUCUAGGUGUUUACAUCGAUGGCAUUACGAAGAGGCCGGUGGAGUCCUACAAGGCGAUUCACGACACCAUUGAGGAAGCAACAACACAUCGGACGGUGGGUUCCACAUUGAUGAAUGCUACAUCCAGUAGGGCGCACACCGUCCUGAUCAUCGAAUUCAAGACUGUGACAUCAUGCUCGACUCGAGUCUCCAUGAUCAACUUGGUGGAUCUCGCGGGCAGCGAGAAGGUGAAGCAGACAGGGGCGGAGGGAGAACGCAUGAAGGAAGGUGCCAUGAUCAACAAGUCCUUGAGCACCUUGGGCAAUUGUAUCGAAAAGCUGGCGGAGAAGUCCACGAAUCCAAAGAAGGCGGUCCUUGUUCCAUAUCGUGAGUCCAAGCUCACCCGACUGCUGCAGAAUGCACUAGGCGGUUCGAGUAAGACCAUCAUGAUUUGUGCUUUGUCACCCGCUUCCUCGAACUACGAAGAGACCUUGUCCACCCUGCGCUACGCCGACCGAGCGAAGAAGAUCAAAAACAAGGCGGUGGUCAACGAGAACCCUCAGGAGAAGCUCAUGCGGGAGCUCUUGGAUGAGAACCAGAAACUGAAAGAGAUGAUUCAAUCGCUCGGUGCGGGGCGCGUGGAUGCUCGUACCUUUGAAGAUCUGGGCCGCAAGCAGCGAGAGAUCGCAGAGGCUGAAGCCGCCCUCAAGGACAUGCAGAAGACCUUCCAAGAAAAGCUGGAAGAGGACCGGCAGAGACAGGGUGAACUGCGGAGACGAGGCACGGUGGUGAAUCCCAUGGUUCCAAUGAUUGUGAACUUGAACCAAGAUCCACAGUUGCAGGGACGUGUCAAGCACUACUUCCCUGCGGGAAAGACGCUGAUUGGGUGCAACAAGCAGGAUGAAUCCGAGUCGGAGUCGGAGGCCAGCGAUCUGGACAGGGACAGCGACGAGGAGUCCGAUGAUCUGCCUGUGCCGGACAUCAACAUGCUGGGACGUGGGAUGCAGAGGCUCCACGCCUCGGUGGAGAACGCCUCCGACGGGCGCUGCAUCCUCCGCGCGCUCAACGGCGAAGCGGCCCAGGCGACCUGCCUCAACGGGAUGACACUGGAUCGGAUGUUGGAGAUGGAUGCGAAGAAGUGCCCCCGCACUCGGGUGGAUGACGGCUUCGUGCUGGUGCACGCUGACCGGUUGAUCUUUGGCCCCUGCUACUUUGUCUUCGUGCAACCCAACAUUUGCAGUGCAGAGGUGCUCAUUGCUUCAGGAGAAGCUGAUUUCACCACGGCGCAGAUGGAGGAGAUGCGCGAGAAGAGGUCAGCAACAGAGAAGCGGAUUCGGCAGAGCCUCUACUCACCCUGCAUGGUCCUGCCAGGCUUGGAAGAUGCUCAACAUUUCGAGCAAAUGCAGGAGAUGCAGAAGGAGUUGGAACAGGUGAAGCGAACAUUGCAGCUGAAGGAGCAGGUUCUAAGAGCGAAAGAGGACGAAGUGGAAGAGUUGCGACGGGAGCUGGCCCUGCUGCGGAAUCCAGGAGAGCGACUGGAUGAGAUGCUCUAUGCAGGGCACAGCAAGGUCUCGUUGGCCAUCGACAACACCUUCGAGGAAGCCUUGGCACAGCUGAGUGCUGUGGAGGCCAUGUUAACGUCAUGCGCCCCUCGGGGCGACAGUCCAAAGAAGAAGUCCCUGACUAGUUGAGCAGGCAUUUUUUCUCGGAAUGAUGUUAAUGGCGAAGAAAGCCAAGAAGUGAAGCAAA
Durusdinium trenchii is the source of this 2350-nucleotide messenger RNA. The record is from the annotation of a GenBank genome assembly. NCBI's taxonomy places the organism in Eukaryota, Dinophyceae, Suessiales, Symbiodiniaceae.